AUGGAAAAGAUUGUACUGGAGAAGGUGUGUUGGAAAGUCAAAGCUACCACUGCCUUUCAAUUUCUACAACUCUAUUAUUCACUCAUUCAAGAAAGCUUGCCAGUUGAAAGGAAAUAUAGCCUAAAUUUUGAAAGACUAGAAGCUCAGUGUAAGGCAUGCCACUGCAGGAUCAUAUUUUCUAAAGCAAAGCCGUCUGUGUUGGCUUUAUCUAUCAUUGCACUGGAGAUACAAGCACAGAAAUUUGUGUUAACAGGAGUAGAAGGUCUUCAAAAACAUUCCAAGUUAAAUGGCAGAGAUCUGACCUUCUGGCAAAAGCUUGUAUCCAGGUGUUUUACAGAAGAUUCAUUAAACAAGUGUUCAAAACCAAAUGUUCAGAAGUUGAAGUGGAUUGUUUCUGGGUGCAACUGA
Molecule: messenger RNA, 408 nt
Organism: Fukomys damarensis (Damara mole-rat)
Lineage: Eukaryota; Metazoa; Chordata; Mammalia; Rodentia; Bathyergidae
Product: cyclin-G1-like
Exons: 1
Coding region: 1-408 (135 amino acids)
Source: RefSeq, a predicted model, not a curated record